CAUAUUAUAUUUUACAUAUUUUCAACUACUCACCUAUAGGUAGCAUAUUUCUGUAUCAAUGACAUAUUACAUAUCUAAAGUUAUAUUUUUUGAAUAAAAAAAAAUGUAACCGCAUUGUUUCUCUCUGCUCUGUGCAUGACUUAAACUCCGUAUCGAUAUUAUACAUUACAUAGAUACUAAGUGAUUCGCGUGAACAUGUUCGUGAAUUUUCUAGAAGGCAUCUACAUCCCCACCUUAAUAUUUGUUUCCUAAUUUCAAGUCUCGUGCGAGGACUUGUGAAUUUCACGUUAUUUAUUCGUUCAUAAGGAUAUUGACGUUGAAAACGUGUUCCGAAUAUUAAAAAAAAUUGUCUCUUCAGCAGAGUGAUCAGAUUGUACCAAUAAUUUUUAGUUGGAAAUUGUUUUAUAUUAAAAAUAUAAGAGAAGUGACUGGCACAAUUGUACAGAACGUCGGCAAACAUUUUUGAACAUCUUGGUUACAGUUGAUAUAUUUGGACGUUACAGCAGUACUGAUACAUUACUUAUUUCACUUAUAAGAUGGCAAAGUGGGGUGAAGGUGAUCCCAGGUGGAUUGUUGAAGAAAGGCCUGAUGCCACUAAUGUCAAUAACUGGCAUUGGACGGAGAAAAAUGCCUGUGCCUGGUCCCAGGAUAAGUUGAAAGAAUUAUUUACCAAUAUGAAGAUAGAAGGAGAUGAAGUUGUAUGUACGGUAACAGAGGUAGAGAAAAGCGAGGGUGAGGCAAUGGCUAACAAUAGGAAAGGUAAAUUAAUUUUCUUCUAUGAAUGGAAUAUUGUUUUAAAAUGGAUAUUCAAUGGAAAAUCUGAUAAGAAGAUUGAGGGUAAAAUAAACAUUCCAAAUCUAUCUGAGGAGAAUGAUAUUACUGAAGUAGAUAUCGAAAUUACUUUGAAAGAUAGCACAGAUGAAGGCGAAGUAAUAAAACAUUUUCUACACACGAAAGGAAAGGACGCUAUUCGAGAAAAAUUAAAGAAAUAUGUCUCCGCUUUAAAAGAAGAGUUUGCAGCUGGAAUGAUACUACCAAAAAAAGAUAAUGUAAAAGAGAAUAUUUCAAAUAUCAUUUCUGGAUUCAAUGCAAAAAUGCAAAUGAAUUCCACAGUGGUGUCGUCAAAUAAGGAAAAAUCAUUGGGAACCAAGAUUUUAACAUCAACAAUCAAACAGCAACAGAAGUUCCAAUGUAGAGCAGAGGAUUUCUAUAAUGUGUUCACAAAAAACGAGAUGGUUCAGGCAUUCACGAAAGGACCGGUAAAAUUAGAGCCGAAGAAAAGUGGAAAGUUUGAACUGUUUGGUGGUAACAUUCAUGGAGAAUUCACUGAAAUUACGCCCACAAAGAUUGUGCAAAGGUGGCGUUGCAAACAAUGGCCUGAUGGACACUUCAGUGAAGUAACUAUUGCAAUCUCGGAGAAGAAUGAUCAUACUGAAGUUAAUUUAACACAAACCGGUGUUCCAUCCAGUGAGGAAGAUUCAACGAAAGAGAAUUGGGAGAGGUACUAUUGGGAUGCUAUAAAACGUACAUUUGGAUUUGGCUAUUUCAUGUGAUCUAUGUAUAUUUUAAGUUUAUCUUGCUUAUUGAUAAGUAGAAGAAUUAUUAAAAUGUGUACUAUUGUGCGUCGCCUCGCAUGUCUUUUACGAAUUAGCCACUUAAUAAUCAAUCUUAAACAAACUGUGUCUUGUCUCGAUUCUAGUUACUCGAACUUUUCAUUUUUCGACAUUUUCUAUUUAAUACGCUGCAUCAUUUAAGCAGAGCAUCAUGUUUUGCUUAUACUUGAAAUAUCGAUGAGACGUCUGUAUUGAUAGUUGUAUAUGUCAAAUAAAACAAGUUAAACAC
Messenger RNA from Megalopta genalis, 1842 nucleotides. RefSeq names its product activator of 90 kDa heat shock protein ATPase homolog 1. The record is from RefSeq and is a predicted model, not a curated record. Gene Ontology annotation, cellular component: cytosol. Gene Ontology annotation, biological process: protein folding; positive regulation of ATP-dependent activity. NCBI's taxonomy places the organism in Eukaryota, Metazoa, Arthropoda, Insecta, Hymenoptera, Halictidae. Gene Ontology annotation, molecular function: protein-folding chaperone binding; ATPase activator activity.